Molecule: messenger RNA, 3206 nt
Organism: Cloeon dipterum
Lineage: Eukaryota; Metazoa; Arthropoda; Insecta; Ephemeroptera; Baetidae
Exons: 28
Coding region: 95-3031 (978 amino acids)
Molecular function (GO): odorant binding
Source: RefSeq, a predicted model, not a curated record
AAGACAAACCACGAAGCCAAUCGAACUGAUCAACUGCAAUGAGGGUGAUUGCUCCAUUUAUGAUUCAAGAUUGAGGAACUUUCUCAGCUCUGCAAUGUCAGAUGAUUUCAUCUCGGUUUUAUCUCAAUCCCCUUACGCUGUAUUUCUGACGGAUGGUUCGGAGUUGGGAGACGUGUUUUUCAAGUGUGGCCGCAUCUUUUUCGCCAGCUUUAAUAAAGUGAAAUUUGGAGAUGCCGCUCUCGCUUGUGCCAAGCGAAAAAUGCAAUUACCUACAAUUGAAGAAGGGGCAAACAACAUGGAAUGUCUCGCGCCAGGCAUGGACGACAUGUCAUUCGAUACCGAGAAAUACUUUUUCAUCUGGACGAGCGCAAUGGCGGAGGGGAGCAACUGCAGGAAUGCGGCGUAUUCGUGGUGCACGGGAAACAGGAGCAGCAUCAACCCCACCGACGUGGGCCUUCCGACAACGGUUUCGCGAAAGGAACGCUGCGUCGCGCUUUCCAGGAUGAGCAAAACGCUCGUCCGCUUGAACUGCGCCACGCCUACUUACUAUUUCUGUGAAUAUAAAUGCAAGUCGGUUACCUGCCUGCAAAGCCAAGCCUGCAAACUAGACGCAUCUCUGUUCGAAAAUGGGGAUGUCAAUGGAUUAAUAAGGAGACUCAAAGUGGAAGGGUAUUGGGCGGAAUGGCAAAGGAGGGAAGACGAUUUUACCCUUUCUUACACAAGCUAUAUAUUUGGCACCGAUAGGAUGACUUGGACAGGCAGCAUGAGGAUGUGUUGCGCCUUGGGAAUGAUGCCCAUCAGAGUUACGGAUGAAUUUCUGUACGCACUCAACAAUGUCGGCAAUGCGAACAACAAAAUUACGAUAUUUCAUAAUCCAGCAAACCCCCUAAAACCGAACACAACGGAGGAUCGAUGGUACAUAAAAACGAGUUUCUGGACUGCCGCGACUCGGCAGGGUUGCGCAGGGCAGUACCGCUUCUGCAGGUACGACGACCUGGGACCGUGGGACUCGCAGGGAGACUUCUGGAGCAUGCUCAACCCGCGCGACACCGGAUCGUGUCUGGCCAUCGACCGGCAGUACACCGUCGAAGGCGCGCCCUUCGGGGUGCGGCAGGUCCAGUGCUCGUCGCGCAGCGGAAAUUUCGCCUGCCAGAAGGAAGGAAGGCUCGACAAAGUCGUCAAUUCAGAAAAAGAGACCAGCGAUCAGAGAACCAAGAACAAUUGCGAUCUACCUGUCUGCCCUGAUCUGAAAUAUUGCCAAUUUGACAAUAUUCACACUGCAACUUACGAAAACGAGGAUCAAAUUCUUGUUAAACCGUACCGAUUGGGGGAGUGGAAAACAGCUUGCGGUGUUCGGUAUUUAAUACCAAAAGAGAAGAUGAAUUGGGAUGGUGCGCUAGAGCACUGUUGCAAAUUAGGAAUGCGGCUCUUGACUCUGCAGUCUGUCGAAAAGCUAUCCUGUCUCGAUGGCGUCUUAAGUGACGAUGAAACUACCUACUGGACGUCGGGGACAAAUGGAAACUGUUCAAACCAACGAUUCCGUUGGUGCUCUCCAGAAAUUAAAGACUUCAUGAAGCCAAGUUUGAACCUCGAACAAUCUACACUUAAAUUUAAUCCAAUCAUGCAAGUAUCUAAGCUAUCUUCCAUGACUUCAAGGUUAUGCGUCGUUGCAAAAAAAUCACCCACUUUGGGGCCUAUUUUGGGUGUUGACAUCUGCUUUCUGUUCAACAAAGUCAUUUGUGAAGGUCGCGUGCAGGCAGAGUCGCAUCUGCAAGAAGUUUUUAAUGAAUGCAAAGCAACACACCGCGUUCCGCAACGGGAUUUAGAAAAAUUCAACACCGUCCCAUUGGAUAGCUUCUCGUACAGGAUGAAAUGUUUUUCGACUUGUAUCGCGGAACUUCUUGGAUUGAUUUAUGGCAGUAGUGAAUUUUGGAAGGAUGUAGCCGAGAGAUCUAUUUCAAGAGUAACAGAAGCACGCGCGCUUGAAGACUUUGCUUCUGUCAUGAAACAGUAUCCGUUAAGCAUGUUUAAGAAAGCGGCUGAUAAUUUGGACGCGCUGAAAAUGAUGCUGACAGAGCAGAGCAAACAAGAAUCCUGGAAGGCGACCUUAUUUAUUAAUUACGCGCUUGACAAGUUUUGGGAAUGCAUCAAAGCCGUAAAUGAGAGCAGAGUUCAAGAUGAAUGCUCCUUUGUGCACAAUUUCUUGAAAUGCUAUACCAACGGGACCGCAUCCCUGGAAAAAUUCUGGACAAGGAAUUUGGACAACAUAUUCGACCCACGAGAAUAUGCUCUAACGUUGAUGAAAUCGUUUACGCAGUCCAAGCCGGAAUUGGACGCGUCUAAUUCUAAUUUCCAACGACAAUCAACUUUGACUUUAAUAUCAAAAGACGAUGUCAGAGAGAGCCAAAAAUUUGUGAGAUACGUCAAUCUUGUCUCAAUGACGGAAGAAUACACAAGCUCAAAAUGCAGCUUCAAGAUAUUACGACCAAAAAAUUGGACCUCAAAAGACGCUUGUUUAGAAAUAAAUAAAUAUCUGGAGCCAACUCCUUUCGAAGACGUCCUGAAGAGCAAAGCGCUCAACCUGACCAAGCGAUUUCCGUCAGCAUUCGCUGCUUCCAUUUGCCAACGAGCGAACGGAAGUCUGGUUACAUCCGACUACCCCUUUAUUGCAAAUCUAAGCAGCAUUGCGAAAAACGAGAGCAGAUAUUAUUCAUUGGCAGGCACGGGCAAACCAGUAGAUGUAUUUAUGGGUGCAGAACCAUUCAUUCAUUGCGUGCUUCUGGACGAAAUUUACGAAGACUCUCAGGGAGUUUACCGCUGGUGUGACACGUCGAAAGUGGUUCCUAAGGAAGCCACUUCUUCCUAUCUAUUCUCGACGACGUUUGCCAAUUUCUACGAUGGCUCAUCUAGGUCUCAGAAAUAUCAGCAACAGCCUGCGAACGAAGCCUUUUCCAAUGUUGCUUUGUUUUUCUGCAAGUUUGAUAAAUCGUUUUUGGCGCAUUGUGAUUCACUGAAUCUAACGAGCGCUUGAUGAGCCCCAUUAAUUUAAAUUUUGCAAUUGUUUGAUUACAUGUGUGAUUUACGUUUUUAAUUUUUGGUGUUGGCUAUUGUGGUCUAGAUUAUUUUAAACCCAUGAGUAAAUUGCGGCAAGCUCCAAUAAUUGAAUGUAAAUGAAGCAAAAUAAAAAGAUUUUGUCUCAGCUAUAA